AUGGAUAGGGAGGGAAAGCGAUUGGGAGCUGAGGAUUUUAAUAAAGGUCUCGAAGCUCUCGACAAUGAGAUGGGCAAGGAUGAGUGGCUCAUCGCGUUUGCGCCUAUCACGCUGUUGUCCGCGGGGGGGUUCCUCGCUGUAAACUUUUUGAAAAAUCGAGAAAGUACUGAGGACCUCGACUAUCUCCUCGAGCCGCAAUGGGCGCAUGACAACGAUGUCAAGGGGCCAUUGCACGAUGCGAUGAAAAGGGCAGCAAGGGGCAUAGGGUUUACCGAUGACUGGGCCAACGAACAGAUGGCAUUUUUUGUCCCGGAUAGGUCUCGGCAGCUCUUGUUCGAGAAGGCAGAGAAACAGAACAUUGUCCUUUGGGAGGGUCAUAAUCUUCGAGUCCUUGCUGUGCCGCUGGAGUGGGCACUAGAACGGAAGCUCAGGAGGAUCCAUAAUGAGAUGCAGAGCAGUAAGCGGAGGUCUGAUAUAAAUGAUGCACUGGCACUGUUGAGGCAUCUGAAGGCGCGAAAUAGAGGUCCAUUAGAGAGGGAGCGCAUUCGAACAUUGAACAUAUGCUCCGCUGAGAUGGUACCUGGCCACGCGACGAUGGAUGAAAUUGCCGCGGCUUAUCGCAAGAAGUAUAACGAGGAAGUAUUCGACUAG
Molecule: messenger RNA, 651 nt
Organism: Aspergillus alliaceus
Lineage: Eukaryota; Fungi; Ascomycota; Eurotiomycetes; Eurotiales; Aspergillaceae
Exons: 2
Coding region: 1-651 (216 amino acids)
Source: RefSeq, a predicted model, not a curated record